This is a messenger RNA of Neoarthrinium moseri, 4647 nucleotides long. RefSeq lists its product as uncharacterized. NCBI's taxonomy places the organism in Eukaryota, Fungi, Ascomycota, Sordariomycetes, Amphisphaeriales, Apiosporaceae. The coding region runs from base 1 to 4647 and encodes 1548 amino acids. Gene Ontology annotation, biological process: phospholipid translocation. Gene Ontology annotation, molecular function: ATPase-coupled intramembrane lipid carrier activity; magnesium ion binding; ATP hydrolysis activity. The transcript has 3 exons. The record is from RefSeq and is a predicted model, not a curated record. Gene Ontology annotation, cellular component: plasma membrane.
AUGGCCAAGGGCGACGGCACCAACGGCCAUGCCACGGACAAGCCGCCGAAGCGGUCGAGAUGGGCCACGCGCAAGCUGACCAUGAAGAGCAGCGGCCGCAAGAGGGUCUCCAUAAUAGACAGGAUACACAAGAGGACGGACUCGACCGAGAAGAAGAGGCAGUCGGGCGGGUCCACUUCACUGCGUCAGGAGGGCGAUGGCGAGGGCGAGGGCGGCGACAACGAUUCCUUCAACCAGAACCAGGACGGCGCUCAAGAUGACACCAACAGCACCGCGUCGAGCUCCGACAGCGAGGGCCGGACCUUGUUCUUCAACCUGCCCUUGCCCGACGAGUUCAAGGACGAAGAAGGCCAUCCGCGACAACAGUAUACGCGCAACAAGAUCCGAACGGCCAAAUAUACGCCUCUGUCCUUCGUACCCAAGAACUUGUGGUUCCAAUUCCACAAUGUUGCCAACAUUUUCUUCUUGUUCCUGGUUAUCCUAGUGAUUUUCCCCAUUUUUGGCGGUUCGAACCCGGGGUUGAACGCGGUGCCCCUGAUCUUUAUCAUCACAGUCACCUCCAUAAAGGACGCCAUAGAAGAUUACAGGAGAACAAUCCUUGAUAUCGAGCUGAAUAACGCACCUGUGCAUCGCCUGGUGGGUUGGAAUAAUGUCAACGUCGAAGAAGACAACGUUUCCACCUGGCGCAGGAUCAAGAAGGGCAGUUCCAAGUUUUUCGGUGCCAUCUGGCACGCUAUUGAGAGCCUGUGGAAGAAGAACCCGAAUAAGAGCGUCAUGGAGAGCAUCGCCGACCCGCGCCCUUCCAUCGAGACGCACGCGACGCAGCGAGAGUCGAUCAUCUCUCCACGGUCAGAUCGGGCAUCUUUCGUAUCCGCCCAGGAAGAGAUUCUGAUGACCCCUCUGGCAUCUCCCCUUCCCCACCAGGAGUCCCUGCAGGUCCCCGGAGGUGCUGGACAGCGACCGGAUACUCGCCUGUCCUACAGCGCGGACCAAGCUGAGACUCUCGAACGCGUUAAGGGAGAUCUGAUCAACCACAACGCGCCGACGAAUGGCGGAGGCCGUUUCCACAAGGACGCUUGGAAGAACGUUCAGGUCGGGGACUUUGUCCGUCUUUACAACGAUGACGAGCUGCCCGCCGAUAUCAUUGUUCUAUCGACUUCUGACAAUGACGGAGCAUGCUACGUCGAAACCAAGAACUUGGACGGUGAAACCAACCUGAAGGUGCGCCAGGCCCUGCGAUGUGGCCGAACUCUGAAGCACGCCAGAGACUGCGAGAGGGCCCAGUUCUCGAUCGAGAGCGAGGCACCUCAGCCGAAUCUCUACAAGUACAACGGUGCCAUUAACUGGACCCAAAACGUCGGCGGUGCCAACAGGGAGAUGUCCGAACCCAUCUCGAUUGACAACGUGCUCCUCCGUGGAUGCAACCUGCGCAACACUGACUGGGUCCUGGGCAUCGUGGUUUUCACCGGACACGACACCAAGAUUAUGAUGAACGCCGGAGUGACCCCCAGCAAGCGCCCGCGCAUUGCCAGGGAACUGAACUUCAACGUCAUCUGCAACUUUGGUAUCCUGUUGGUCAUGUGUCUUGUCUCGGCUAUUGUCAACGGAAUUGCAUGGGGCAAGACUGAUGCCUCUCAAUACUAUUUCGACUUUGGCUCGAUCGGCGGUACGGCCGGGUUGACUGGUUUCAUCACCUUCUGGGCCGCCGUCAUUGUCUUCCAGAACUUGGUCCCUAUCUCCCUCUAUAUUUCGCUGGAAAUUGUGCGGACGCUGCAAGCCAUUUUCAUCUAUAGCGAUGUAGAGAUGUACUACGAGCGAAUCGACCACCCUUGCGUUCCCAAGUCGUGGAACAUCUCGGAUGAUGUUGGCCAGAUUGAAUACAUCUUUUCUGACAAGACGGGUACCUUGACGCAGAACGUCAUGGAGUUCAAGAAGGCCACCAUCAACGGACAGCCAUACGGAGAAGCAUACACUGAAGCACAGGCUGGUAUGCAAAAACGUAUGGGCAUCGAUGUGGUUGCUGAGGGAGCAAAGGCCAGGAAAGAGAUCGCCGAAGGAAAGAUCCGCGCCAUUGAAGGUCUCCGCCGCAUGCAUGACAACCCGUUCUUGCAUGAGGAUGAUCUGACGUUCAUUGCACCUGACUUCGUUGAAGAUCUGGCAAACGAAGGCCAGUUUGGAGAGGAGCAGGCUAAAGCUAACGAGCAUUUCAUGCUUGCUCUCGCCCUCUGCCACACUGUUAUCUCCGAGUUCGUGCCAGGCGACCCCCCGAAGAUGAUCUUUAAGGCACAAUCACCCGAUGAAGCCGCCCUCGUCGCCACGGCCCGUGAUAUGGGCUUCACUGCGCUCGGUACUACAAACGAUGGCGUCAAAGUUAAUGUCAUGGGCAAGGAGGUCUAUUACCCUAUGCUCAACACGAUCGAGUUCAACUCGAGCCGUAAGAGGAUGAGCGCCAUCGUCAAAUUUCCUGACGGUACCAUCAGGCUUCUCUGCAAGGGUGCUGACAGCGUCAUCUACUCUCGGUUAAAACGAGGAGAGCAAAAAGAACUUCGCAAGACUACCGCCGAGCACCUCGAGAUGUUCGCUCGAGAGGGUCUUCGAACGCUCUGUAUUGCAGAGCGAAUCCUUUCCGAGUCAGAGUAUAUCGAGUGGCGCAAGGAACACGACAAGGCCGCGACGGCUCUUCAAGAUCGAGAAGAGAAGCUGGAGGAAGUGGCCGACAAGAUUGAGCGAGAGUUGACUCUGCUCGGAGGUACUGCCAUCGAGGACCGACUGCAAGACGGUGUUCCGGACACUAUCGCUCUCCUGGGUCAAGCUGGUAUCAAGCUCUGGGUCCUGACUGGUGACAAGGUAGAAACCGCGAUCAACAUCGGAUUCUCCUGUAACCUCCUGAACAACGACAUGGAGCUGAUCCACUUGAAAGUUGACGAAGAUGAGUCGGGUGCUACGCCAGACGAGGAGUUUUUGGCAACCGUCGAGAAGGAGUUGGACAAACAGUUGCACAUUUUCGGACUCAGCGGCAGCGAUGAAGAUCUGGCGGUGGCGAGGAAGAACCAUGAGGCACCGGCACCGACCCACGCCAUCAUCAUCGACGGAUUUACGCUCCAAUGGGUGCUCCACGAGGGCCUGAUGCAAAAGUUCCUGCUCCUCUGCAAACAAUGCAAGUCAGUUCUGUGCUGCCGAGUCAGCCCGGCCCAGAAAGCUGCCGUCGUGGCAAUGGUCAAGACUGGCCUUGAUGUCAUGACCCUUUCUAUCGGCGACGGUGCCAACGACGUGGCCAUGAUCCAAGAGGCCGACGUUGGCGUCGGUAUUGCCGGAGAAGAAGGUCGCCAGGCCGUCAUGUCCUCGGAUUACGCCAUAGGACAGUUCCGAUUCCUGCAACGCUUGGUACUCGUUCAUGGACGCUGGUCGUACAGACGUUUGGCCGAGACCAUUUCCAACUUCUUUUACAAGAACAUGAUCUGGACGUGGUCCAUCUUCUGGUACCAGUGCUUCUGCGACUUCGAUAUCACCUAUCUGAUGGAGUACACAUACAUUCUAAUGUUUAACCUCUUCUUUACCUCGGUCCCUGUCAUCCUGAUGGGCGUUCUCGAUCAAGACGUUUCGGAUGCAGUUUCCUUGGCCGUACCGGAGCUGUAUCGUCGCGGUAUCGAGCGUCUGGAGUGGACGCAGAAGAAGUUCUGGCUCUACAUGCUGGAUGGUAUUUACCAAAGUGUCAUGGUUUUCUUCAUUCCCUACCUCACGUAUAUCAAUGCGGGUUUCGUCACCGGAAAUGGACUCGACGUUGAGGACCGUAUCCGUCUCGGCUGUUACGUCGCACAUCCCGCCGUGCUCACGAUCAACUUGUACAUCCUCAUCAACACCUAUCGGUGGGAUUGGAUUAUGCUGCUUGUGGUCGUGCUCAGCGAUCUGUUCAUAUUCUUCUGGACUGGCCUCUACUCAUCGAUUGUCUCCUCAGGCGUCUUCUAUGGUGCCGCCAACCAGAUCUACUCCCAGGCGUCAUUCUGGGCCGUUUUCGUCGUCACCCCCGUCAUCUGCAUAGCCCCCCGUUACGCGAUCAAGGCUAUUCAGAAGGUGUAUUUCCCUUACGACGUCGAUAUCAUCCGCGAGCAAGUGACGUUGGGCGCAUUCAAGCAUCUCGAUGAGGUAGACACUGCAGAUGAAUCGGUCAAGACCGAUUCUUCUACAUCAACAUCGUCCGCAACGUCCAAGUCCAACGUCAAGCGCCACCAGCAGUACCCGAGUGUUGAUGAGGAUCGACGGCCUAUAUAUCCGCCGACGCUCCACUCAACCACAACACACAACGCCCGCAGCCAGAACGGCAGCGACGGCACAAAUUACACGAGACACGAGGCGUCGACGGAGAUCACGGUGCGGCCAUCCCUGGACCGCGUCCGGCCGUCGUAUGAUCGUAUGCGGGCAUCGAUGGACCGGAUGCGACCUAGCUACGAGCAAAGCAAUGACUUGACUUCGGCCGCGAUGUUGAAUCGCUACGAGUCGACGCGGUCGGGACCCCCACCCGCGGAACCUGCGGAAACCGAGGGAGGAGCAGGCCUAGUCAGCCGGAUCAGGAGACGGACGCGUGGCAAAUCGUUCAAGUCGCCAUUCGCAUUCCACCACAAGGACAAUCAUAUCCACGAGAAUGAAUAG